Messenger RNA from Paramuricea clavata, 1821 nucleotides. The record is from the annotation of a GenBank genome assembly. NCBI's taxonomy places the organism in Eukaryota, Metazoa, Cnidaria, Anthozoa, Malacalcyonacea, Plexauridae.
AUGCAUCAGCGUAGUUGCAGAGUAAUUGAUGGCUUGGAGGAGGAAUUACAACAACAAAUGACAGACGCUUUAAAUGACCAAGUAUGCGAGGACAGCGUUCAAUCAGUAGAGGACGUAAUUUCGUGUUUAAAUUCUCAAGAAAGCUACCCUGAUUUAAAGAAAGGAAUAAAACUGCCUAAAUCUCCUAUACAGUGGUCAAAUGCUAACGACUUUUUUCAAUUCACUCUUUCAAACCAGCCAAUUACAACGCAAGAAAUCAGUAAAUGCAUUAAUACCAUGACAACAGUAACAUAUAAUUACUUCAGUGAAAAUUAUGGGUUUGUUGAUAUCAACAAUAAUAAAGUAUUUGAGUCGAAAUAUAAAUCAGCUUCAGCUAAAGAUCUAAAAAAAGUCUUAAAGAAAUUAAAGUCGGACAAUGGCAAUCUAAUGGAAAUCAAAUUUGUUGCUAAAAAAUUGCGUAAUCGUCUACGUAGAGCUGACACUGAUCAACAACAUGCUGAUAUCAACGCGUCAGAUGAAAUUGAUCACAAUGAGUUAAUCAAUAAAAACUGUUGGGGUUAUGUUAAAAAUAUUUUCACGAAAAAGUCAGAUUCACUACCAACAUUUGAUCUCGCACAAUGCACAGCAUAUUUUACAAGAACAUUUUCCCCAGUUAUUCCAAAUAAAAUUUUCAACAUUCCCAAUUGGAUUCCCAAAUUUAGUUCCCCGACAACACCAUUUAAUCUUGACCCCCCGACCUAUGAUGAGAUUACAAAUAUCAUUCCUAAGAUGAAACCGUCUGGUUCUCCGUGUCCUCUUGACCAAAUAUCUGUGAUAUGUUUGAAACGCUGCCCAUAUCUGAGAACUUAUUUAACCGAAAUUAUCCAAGCUGCCUGGUCCUCUGGUUCUGUUCCAUCAGAAUGGAAAAAAGCGUGUACGAUAUUGAUCCACAUAAAAGAAGAAACUGACAAUCCCGCUAAUUUCCGACCAAUAACUCUAGAAUCUGUCCCACUCAAAGUAUUUACAUCAUGUCUUCGUAAUAAAAUAUUCACUGUCCUAGCUGAAAACAAUUACAUAGAACAUAACAUCCAGAAAGGUUUUACUCCUAACGUUGCAGGAACUCUUGAACACACAGCUCAUAUGGCACAUAUAAUCAACACAGCCCGUAUAAAACAAAGAUCUGUUGUAAUUACUUUGCUUGAUCUUAGGAAUGCUUUCGGUGAACUCCAUCAUAAUCUCAUUCACGAAGUCCUUCAGUAUCAUCACGUCCCAGGUCAAAUAAACAACCUAAUAAGAAGUCUUUAUACAAACUUCCAAACAUCCAUUAUAACAGAACAGUUCAGUACUCCUUUUAUCACAAUCGGACGUGGCGUUUUACAAGGUGACUGUCUCAGUCCUCUCUUAUUCAAUAUGUCCUUUAACACAUUCGUUCAGCACAUAAAAUCUGAGAAAUACGCCCAGCUUGGCUUUUGGAAAUUGAAUAAAACUGGUAUUCCGUGCAACCCUAUCCAUGGGUUUCAAUUCGCAGACGACGAGGCUGUCAUCAGCAGACAAGAAAAUGAAAAUCAAAUUCUGCUCAAUCGUUUCACAGUAUGGUGUCAAUGGGCUAAUAUGAUAAUACGUGUUGACAAGUGCUCUUCAUUUGGAAUUAAAAAACGCUCAUCUAAGUCUAUCCAGUACCAACCUAAGCUGUUCGUUAAUAACCAACUUAUACCCCGUAUCGAACACGGAGAAUCUUUCCGCUAUCUUAGUCGUUGUUUCGAUUUCAACAUGUCCGAUGAAAGACACAAAUCCGAAUUGUGUGAUCUGUUUAAUGAUAAUAUAUCGAAAAUUGAUAAAUGA